GUUGGUUUAGGAGACACAGGCAUGCAAGUGAAAAUAUUUUCUUUUCAUCAUGAGGAAGGGAAUGUAAAAUAUUCAGGUGUGUGUGCAUGUGUGUGUGUGUGUGUGUGUGUGUGUGUGAGAGAGAGUGUGUGCAAACCUGCAACGCACUCACACUGAGAAGUUCAGGAUUCAAUUAAUUCAAUAAUGAAUCAUAAAAAAACGGUUUCUGGUUCAAUGAGAAUGUCUGGUUAAGAUUGUUUUAUUUAUGGAUUUUUGAGACACAGGAUUUAACUCAUGGGUCAAACGGUUCCUCUGAGACUGCUGGGGUUUCUAAUACAGGUUGUAAGUUUUCAUGGUCUGAUUGGUUCAGCGUCUGUUCAAGUCCAGGUGAAGUUUUGCCGGUUUCCACUCAACCUUGAGCCUGAAACAUUCUCACUUUUACUGGGGAAUAAGGUCCUCAGCAGCAGUGUGGUGUGUCAGAGUGUGUGUGAGUGUAUCAUGGACGUUCAUGUACCACAGUCACCUCCUGAACGGAAUCUGUCUUUACAAUCGUACAAAUUGGACCAGAAGCUGGAACAAAAGCUCCUGCUGGUUCCUCUGCAGAGCUCCUUUCUGAAGGUUGAGGUCUCCACCACAAGCGUUGUUCUGAACUGGACUGACUGGACCAAAGCGCACACACAGCACGUGUGUCUGGAUGGUCAAUGUUGGACACUUACAUCUUCUCAAUCAUCACGCUUGGUGUCGGGACUCCAACCUGGAACACGAUAUGGAGUUACUGUGGAGCAGAAAACACACAUUCACGAUGGCAAUAUCACACUCAUACAGAAGCUGCAGCUAGCUAUUAAGACAGGCCGGUGUCCUGUGGGCUGGAGAGCAACAGGGUGGAACUGUUUCCGGGUCAGACAGGACGUAAGGACGUGGUCUGAAGCACAGCGGGUGUGUGAGAGCGCUGGAACAGGAGUCCACCUGGCGAGUAUGAAGACGGACGCUGACUUUUUGUCUCUUUCUGCCAAACUGCACUCCCACAAUCACCUGGUGCUGCUGUGGACCUCUCUGAAUGAUCGAGGGGAAGAAGGUCGUCUGUACUGGGCUGAUGGCUCUGAAUAUAAUCUGAGUGUUGCUGUAAUAUCAUCGCUCUCAGCCAAUCAGACGGACUGUUUUGCCCUUCAGAGGAACGCCACAGGACCAGGCUUCUUCUUCACCUCUCUACCGUGUGAUGUUCAGCUUCCCUUCCUCUGCCACAUGACAUUGUUACAGGAGUCUUUCUCUGCACUUUAUGUGGACAGCCUGCAGGAGACCAAAGCAGUCUUCAGCUGGUCAGACAAUUCGCAGCUCCUCUCAGCUCUUGGCUCAGUGAUCACCCUGUACGUUUGUGAUAAAUCCGGUAGUCGAGUCUUCACACACACUCUGGUUGGACACACACUGAAUAAGACGUGUGUGCAUGGACUCUCACCUGGACACAUCUAUGACGUCUCGCUCCACCUUACACACCCUGGUGGAGCAUCUCAAACCCUCGGUCCUGUUUUCAUAGUUAAAACCAGACCAAACCCUCCACAGAACAUCACCAUAACAAAUAUCUUACCCAGUCAGAUUGCACUAUGCUGGGCUGCCCCUGAUUCUACCCAUGAUGCUUUGUUUGAGCAGUACUUCCUGCACUGGGUGGAGGUAAAGUCUGGAAAAGGGCGGAGCUUGUGGUUGAACAGAGGAAAUCUCAGUGCCGUGAUUGGUGAGCUGGAGGCUUAUCAUGUGUACAGAAUCAGUCUGGUGUCAGUCACAGCAGAGGGGGUGGAAAGCUAUGAGGCCACACCCCUGGUUGUUUACACAGAGGUUAGUCCUCCACACAGUAUUUCAGUAUCAGAUAUCGGAACAGAAAACGUGACUGUGUGCUACAAACAGCUUGAUGAUGAAAAGGAUGAUAAGUAUCACAUCCAGCUACGGCCACACGCUCUACAUCAGGAGCACUCUCCAAAACCCGGGGUAAAUAGCUCAAAAUGUACUACAUUUACCAAGCUUGUACCUGGUGAGACAUAUGAUGUGGGCGUGGCUAUAGAAAGGGGCGGGAACAGGAGCCAGGAGAAAACACUACAAAUCACACUAAAGCCGGAGAUGGUCAGAGACGCCGUCCCAUGCGCAGUGGACACGGUAUCUGUGCUCCUGUUCGUCCAGAUGCCUACGAGUGGUGUUUAUGAUGGCCUUGCUGUGGCUUAUAGUGGGAACCGCACCUGGAUUCCGAUGUCCAGGGAGACGAGUAAAGCAGUGGUGGGAAAUCUGAUUCCGGGAACAGUGUAUUAUUUCCAGCUGCUUGUCACCAGCAGAGGUGUGAGCAGUGACAGCUUCAGUUUGCUCCCGGUCAGAACCUGUUUGGCGCCUCCAGUGCAUGUGCGUGCCGGUGUUGUGACAAACAGCUCAGCAGAAGUGCUGUGGGAUCGAGCACAAGGCCAUGAACACACGUAUGAAGCCCUUUGUAUCGGCUGCACUGACACCGUCAAGGUGCAAAAAGUGUCCCAGACUCGGGCGGUAUUUCAUGAUUUGAUCGCAGGAAAGCUGUGUAACAUCUCAGUGCGUACAGAGAAGGAAUCUUUUAAAGACAGCGCACCUGUUUUUAUUACAAUCAGAGUUUUCCCCAGCUCGGUCUCAUUACGGCUUGUGCGGAGGACAGCGUCGUCUCUGUGUGUGAGCUGGAGUGAGGGACCCGGAGUGUGUAACUCUUUCAUGCUGUCCAUCAGAAAUUCCACCUACAACCUGCAGAUGAGGCUCAGUGUCUCUGAUGAAAGAUGGUAUAACUUUGACCGUCUUCCUCCUGGAACUGUUUACACAGUCGAGGUGAUAAGUGUGAGUGAAGAGAGAUACAGUUUUCCCACCAAAAUUACUCUUAACACCUUUCCAGCACCACCUGACGGCGUCACCUUUAUUGAACAGGAAGGGAACGCCGUGUACGUCACCUGGACACGACCGCAGGGACAAGUCACGGGCUACAGGUUGUUUUAUGGUCUCAGUACGGACACUUCUCCUCCCAAACGAGUCGUGGUCCACCGCAACCAUGUGAGGAUAAAUGACCUCAUCCCAGGAACUGAUUAUGAGUUUAAGAUCCAGUCCUUUCUGGGGAAAGAUUUCAGCCAGAAUGUCAGCAAGAACUUCUCCACUAGUCCGGCAGGUGUUUGUUCUCUCACUCUGUCACAAUCCAAUUCCUCAUCCUUCACAGUGACUUGGGACGUUGCGUUCGGCCAUUUCGAUUUCCACAGGGUGAAGGUCAGUGAUCGUGUACGCCGAUGGGCGUACGACGUGAAUGCAGAAGCUCGGGAAUACACAGCGAGCAGCCUUCGGGACGGGUGCUCCUACAACGCCACUGUAGAACGAGUGAGGAACAUGCAGACUGGGAAAGCUGCUUCUCUCACCGUACACACAGUCCCUGCUAUUCCCAAAGACGUACAUGUGAUCAGUGUGUCUCCUCGCUCGUUCUCUCUCCACUGGCUGCCAUCUUCUGGAUGUGACCAGCGCUAUUCGGUCCAUCUUACCCCGAACCAUGGCAAUGUGACCCUUCUAACUACCCCAGAUGGACAUAUCCAGGCAAAUGUGUCCAGUGUGACUCCAGGAACACAGUACACAGUAACAGUCAGUGUAGUUGCCUCCUCAGGGCUAAGCUCUGCCGUGAGCCGCUCCAUUACCACCACUGAAUCACUUCCCCAAGCACCCAUUAAACCAGAAGGUGAGCGAGUUGGCUCGAAUGGAAUCCUCCUCUCAUGGAAGAUGCCUCAUCCACCUGACCUGAGCAUCCACUCCUUCAUCAUCAGAUACAAAGAAAUGUGUCCACACCCCGACUCCACCUUCACUGAAGUCACAAAGAGCCUAGAUAUCCCAGAAACCCUGCUGAACACACUCUCACCAGGGGCCACGUAUAAUAUUAAGGUUGCAGCAGUAAACAGGGCAGGAGUCGGACCCUUCAGCCAAUCGCUUUACUUCAAAACUGCUGAAGCACCUCCUGGCAUGGUGACAAACCUCACAGCUUAUGCUCAGAAUCACUCCACAGUGGUACUGACGUGGUCUCUCCCCGUACGCAUCAACGGACUCAUCACUAAGUUUGCAGUUAAAGCCAAACAUGCCAGAACAGGACAGACGGUCCGAACUCUGGAGCUCAACGCAGAGGAGAUAAUGAACGGAGCUCUGCCUCAUUGCAACGAUGCUGCAGACUUUCUAUCCCGUGGAACUCCAAGCCCCUCGAUAACCUCAGUAACGUCUGCAUUGCCAGCUCUCACUAUGUCCCCUAUUCCUCCCGCCUCCAUCUGGAAUGUGCCAAUCACAGUGAGAAUGGAUAAGCUCCGCCCCUAUACAGCCUAUGUGUUCGAGGUGUCCGCCUUCACCAGUGAUGGAGAGGGUCAAAUCGCCAGCACUAUGGUUCGCAUGCCAGAGGCCGCCCCUGAAGAUUCUCCACAGAACUUGUCUGUAUGGAACUUCACCUCAAAAUCUCUCCUUCUGUCUUGGGAGUCUCCAGCCAUCAUCACGGGACGGUAUAGCUAUGUUGUCCAAAUCUACGGCCCUGCAGGUUUAAUAAGUGAGAACAGUACAAGUGAGCAGACCAUCAUUUACACUGGACUGACUCCAUUUACACACUACCACAUUGUUGUCAUGGCCAAAUCUGCUGGUGCUACUGGGCCUGCUGCAGAAACCAGGAUCUCUACACCUUCAGAGGCCCCCAGUGCAGUGUCGUAUCUUCAAGCAGAAGCUGUAGACUCCACGUCUGUGCUCCUGUCCUGGGGAAUCCCCUACCAGCCCAACGGACUCAUCACUCAUUACCGUAUUCUCGUCCUGCACCAUGAGACACUUGUGCAGGACAUCACACUCCGAGAACUGAAGCUGGAUACAAGCCAGAUCAGUGCUAGAGCUGGUACGUUAUCAGGAGUUUCCAAUGACAGCACUCAAGCCCUGCACCGCUCUGCCAGAUCACUUAACAUCAGCGAGGCUUCUGAUCCCACCAGUGUACCUCUGAGCUCUUCUAGUCUCACUCACUUCACUGCUACUGAAAAACCCAACACUGAUACAACAGACUCACACUUCACCCUCUUACACACUGCUGGAACAUCCAGCCUGACCCUGACCUCCACUGCUCCUCCAACCCGCCCCCCUUGGCUCGCCCUCACCUCCACUCACGGCUCCUCAAACACUAACACUAAUGCUGUGGAUCUCGUAACCAACGUUUCAUCUCUGACCCCAGGAUCUGACCUGGGACCCAUUAUGAGCUCCGUCCGACCACAUCUGUCCACAAGAGCGGCGAUCACAGGCACGAUGUUCACACAAACAGCAGCCAUGAGCCAGAUAGAGGUUCUGCCUCCCUAUGAAGAGCUGGUGAACUUAUCAUCUAAUCACAUCUCCUACGUGGUGACGAGACUGAGUCCUUUUACUGACUACAACUUCAGCGUGUCUGCCUUCACUAUUGUCGGAGAAGGACCCGCCAGACUGAUCGCACAGAAAACUCCAGAACAGGUUCCUAGCUCUGUUCAGGACCUGUCUUAUAAGAACAUAAGCUCCACCUCCAUCUCCGUAAGCUGGAAUCUGCCUCUGAACCCGAACGGGAAGAUCACGCAUUACACGCUCUAUGUCCUCAACCUGGAGGGUAACGUGACCCAGCAAAAAGUUACAAACACAACCAGUAUCGUCCUUACAGAUUUGGAUAAAUACACAGAGUAUAAGGUGCGUGUGGCUGCUUCGACAGCAGCAGGAGAAAGUCCUGAAUCUGAUGAGGAUAACAUCUUAGUACUGACACCUGAGGAUGAACCAGAUUCUCCUCCUUACAACCUGGUUGUUCUGAACACAACGUCGUCCACAGCUACCAUCUCCUGGUCUCCUCCAAAUAAACCCAACGGCAUCAUCGUUUUCUACGAGGUGACCUACAGCAACGCUACAUUUAGCUACAUGGUGAACUCGACUGUUCCCAGUGUCACCCUGCACCACCUCAAACCGUACACUCUGUACGACGUCACUGCACGCGGCUUCACACGACUCGGACAUGGAGAUCAGACCUCACCAGUGCUUCAGAUGCUGUCAGGAGAAGAUGUACCUGGCAGUCCUCCAUACGAUCUUGCCUAUGACAGCAUCAGCUCCAGCGAGGUGAACGUGUCCUGGUCGCCACCCCUUGUGCCCAAUGGGGUCAUCUUGUAUUAUAGUGUGGAGUACUGGAACACCACACACACUCUGAACAUCACGACACACACAUCAUCCGUUCUCCUGUCCAACCUACGCAAGUACGCACGCUAUCGCCUCAGCGUUCAGGCAGCCACACGAGUCGGAUUGGGGAACCACAGCAGCGAAACCCUCAACAUCACCACUUUGGAAGACGUUCCAAAUGGUCCGGUCCAUAAUCUCUCGGCUCAGCUGUACGGCUCUACGGCAGUAGUGAUUAGUUGGGACCCCCCUUUGGAGCCGAAUGGCAGAGUGUUCUACCAGCUGAACCUGCAGGAGGCGGGAAUAACACACCCGUCCGUCAACCGCACAGAAAAUCAGACCAUUGAUAGAACCACCACAGACACGAUUCACCUUUUCACCAAACUCAGGAAGUACUUCCCGUAUGUACUACAAGUUACCCCGGCAACUAGUGCAGGCUCCGCCCUAGAACACACCUCCGUACUGCACCUGAGAACGGAUGAUGAUGUACCCAGUUCAGCUCCAUUACUGGAUGUGAGCAGGAAUCUCUCCUCCACCUCAAUCCUGGUAUCAUGGGACGCUCCUGUGGAGCCGAAUGGAGAGAUAAUCGAAUACGCUGUAGUUCUGCAGGGACCCCGGACAUCCAACAUCACAUACACACCCGACUCAGAGCUUACUUUCACAAACCUGACCCCGUACAAACCCUACAACCUCUCCAUCUCUGCGGUGACUCGCAAGGGCAUGGGACCGUCCCUCAUGCUGGCUCUGCACACCGAUGAAGCAGGUCCAAUGUCUCCUCCACAGAACCUGAGCAUCUUUAACCAGUCUUCUGACUCGGUGUGGCUCCAGUGGGAACCCAGUCUGGAGCCCAACGGCGUCGUUCAGCAUUACGGAUUCAAAAUAGUGGAACUAAACACAAACGCUGUUAUAUACCAGAACUCCACAGGUGCCUCUACUGAGGUUGAAUUGAGUGGCUUUAAACCCCAUAGCUCUUAUGAGAUCAGUGUGUCUACUUACACCAAUGCAGGCAAUGGAGAUCAGUACAGUCUUCCUAUUAACUUUACUACCCCUGAGUCAGUGUCCGAGGAGGUUGGAAAUUUGUCCUGUUCGGGCCUGGACUGGGAUUCAGUGUACAUGGAAUGGGAGCCUCCAGCAAACCCAAACGGAGAGAUCUUACAUUACCAGAUUGUCUCCGCAGAUCACAGAAUGGACGCGUUCCCCAUAAAGAUUGAACACAAACUGGUGUACACUUUCAGUGCUCUGCAUCCCGAUAUGUUUUAUAUCAUCUCUGUAGCUGCUGUUAAUUCGGCAGGUCCAGGAAUGGAGGCCAACUGCACGGCACACACACUACCAGAAUCAGUUCCUGGCCCCCCGAAGUCGCUGUCUGUGGUAAAUAAAAGCUCUGAGGCAGUGACUGUGAGUUGGCACCGUCCUACCCGAGUCCCAGGCCACUUACGGGGUUACAGAGUGGAAAGACAGCGUCUGGCAACGGUGUGCGAUCAAGAAGUUGAUUCUACAUGUGUGGAGAGUGAAGUUUUCCUGUGGGUAAACGCAACCGAAUAUGGAACAAGGGAGAUUGGGUCGAAGGAGAUUACAGUAACACUGCACCCUCUGCGAAAAUACAGACGUUAUCGAGUCAGAGUGGAGGCAUGGACCAACGCGGGAGCUGGAGAACCUACAGAGUGGAUAUACAUACAAACACUAGCAGGAAACCCUGAUGCCCCACCACUCGACAUCUCUGUCCUUCCCUCUGUCUCUGGGAUGAAAAUCACAUGGGAUGAACCUGCAAUCAUCUCAGGCCCCACCUCCUACCUCAUUGACGUCAUUUCUCUGGAUGGAUCAGGUAGUAAUGUAACAGUGGUGAGGAACGCAAAUGAAAUCAGGAUGGUGGUCAUCGGGAACCUGAGUGCGUACACUUAUUACACAGUUACUGUCACUGCCUUUACUGGAAACGUGAGCGACGCCCACCGAGACGGCAUGGCAGCUGAGCCUGUUGUCAUCAGGACGCUAGAGGGGGAACCAAAGGACCCCCCAAAAAACCUGACCCUGACCAUCCUGCCAGAGGAAGUGAACCGUGUCGUGGUAACGUUUUUACCACCGGACGAGCCGAACGGCAACAUCAGCGCCUAUCACGUGUAUAUUUACCGCGAUGGACAGUUGGACUUUGAGAUCCGCAGCCUGCCUGUGGUCAGUAACCCGAACAAGACCAUGACCGCUGUUAUAGAAGGUUUUAAAGGAGGAUUCAACUACAGCAUACAGAUUGCUGCAGUGAAUGGCGCAGGAUUCGGACCCAGGUCAGAAGUUAAAGUCAGCAUGCCAAUAAAAGCCCCACCAAUGCCCUCCAGGAGGCCGAUGGUAACCCUGAACAGUGUCGGCGCUGUCAUGGCAACGAAGCAAACCAUCACUAUCGAGAUGCCACUGUGUUUUUUCUCAGAUGUCAACGGGCCUAUUGAGAAAAUCCAGGUCAUCGUCUCUGAGCCGGCCGUGAUGGACUACAGUAAUGUAUCUAACUGGAAGAGCGUGUUCCACCACCCUUCUGCCCCGUAUGUGACGGACGAAGGCUUUUUAAAUCCAGAAUGCUCAGAGGAUCCUGGUCCGGCUGUGGAAAUAUCUCGCAGGAUCAUACACUCCAAGUUUUACGUGAUAGGAGCGGAUGAAGGAUGUUUCUCUGAGGAGGCGCAGAUCCUCUGUAACGGGCCUCUCAAACCCAAAACAUAUUAUGUAUUUAAAUUUCGUGCGACGAAUAUCCUCGGCCAGUACACAGACUCGGAGUACUCGGACCGGACCAGAACCGCAGAUGGGGGUCUUUUGACCCGGGAUGAACAUAUCAUACUCGGGGUGCUCCUGUCUUUCUUCCUGGCAUUGUUCCUGAUCCUAAUUAUAUACGCUUCUGUUCGGAUCCAUCAGAGGCAAAAGGAGGGUGGCACUUAUUCUCCACGAGAAGCAGAGAUUAUUGAGACCAAGCUGAAGUUGGAUCAGCUGAUAGCCAUGGCAGACAUGGAGCUGAAAGAGGAAAAAGUUCAGAGGUACUCCUCCUUUUUCUUUAGGAGGAAGGAGAUAUAUGUCAUCCAGCCGAUCAGUAAAAAGGCGUUCAUUCAGCACGUGGAGGAGCUUUGUGCCAACGACAACGCCAAGUUUCACGAGGAAUUUGCUGAACUUCCCAAGCUUCUGCAUGACCUGGCAACAUCGGACGCCGAUCUGCCGUGGAACCGCUCGAAAAACCGCUUCACCAACAUUAAACCCUAUAACAAUAACCGAGUGAAGCUGCUUUCUGAGCCGGGGAUCCCAGGCUCUGAUUACAUCAACGCUAGUUUUGUCUCUGGUUAUCUGUGCCCUAAUGAGUUUAUAGCCACUCAGGGGCCGCUUCCUGGUACCGUGGCUGAUUUCUGGAGAAUGAUUUGGGAAACCAGGACCAAAACCAUCGCUAUGCUCACCCAGUGUUUUGAGAAGGGUCGGAUCCGCUGUCACCAGUACUGGCCGGAGGACAACAAGCCGGUCAGUGUGUUUGGUGACAUCGUUAUUACAAAGCUGACGGAGGACGUGCAUCCCGACUGGACUGUCAGAGCUCUUAGAGUGGAGAAGAAUGGCGACUACAUGGUGGUGCAUCACUUUAACUACACCUCCUGGCCAGAGCAUGGUGUUCCUGAGUCCAGCUCCACCUUAAUCCAGUUUGUCAAAGCUGUCAGAUCCAACAGAGGCCAUGACAAUGCAACAAUCGUAGUGCACUGCAGUGCUGGCGUGGGCAGAACCGGAGUCUUUAUAGCUCUAGACCACCUGAUUCAGCACAUCCAAGACCACGACUUUGUGGACGUGUACGGCCUGGUGGCAGAACUGCGCAGUGAGAGGAUGUGCAUGGUGCAGAACCUGGCGCAGUACAUGUUUCUUUAUCAGAGCACUCUGGAUCUGCUGACCAGCAAAGGCAACAGUCAGUCCAUCUGGUUUGUUAACUACUCAGCGUUGGAGAAAAUGGACUCGCUGGAUGCUAUGGAAGGUGAUGUUGAGUUGGAGUGGGAAGAGACGACGAUGUGAGCGCUCUGAUUUCAACGCUUGUGACAACUUCACUUAAGAGCGCGGACGACAGGAGCACUGCGGCCAAACACAGACAAAACACCAGGAAUAUUUAUGAUGCCGACAGUUUGCACACACACACACCCACACCCACAUGUGAGUGUAAUCACUUCAGACUUUCUCUGCUCACGUCGUUAGCUCACCGAAAUACUCGAUCAAAGACAGAGCAGUGAAGUGAAAUGUACAGGUACAGGAUUGAAUUUCGCUGCUUACUUUUUAUUUUUUGUCCUUCAGUUCUGCACUGUUUGGGUUUAUAUGGCACCAUGUACACUUUAACGACUUAAAAAUGUAAAAACUAAUUUAAAACUCUCUGUGUUGAACAUGAAAUCAGUUUUUAUAUAGAAAAAGUGUAAAAAAAAAAAAAAAAGGUUAGAAAAAUGUAUUAGAUAAUUAUCAUAGUUAUAGAUAUAUGUAGGGAAUAUAAAUAAAUUAAUAAAUAAAUAAACAAACAAAUAAGUUAAUUAAUUAAUUAAUAAUUAGACAUUUUAUUGUUCCGUCACGUCGCUCUUUAAUCUCACGCUAACCUUUUCUUUUACGUGUUAUCAGUUACAUCAUUUAUUUAUUUUAUUCCUACAUUUAUUACACUGCACACAGCAGCAGACAAAAACCCAGCACUCGUCCACUCACCGUUUUUAAUUUGUUUCUCGUUUAAUAAAUUUUUAUCAUAAAUUAUUAAGCCAAACAAGUGUUUUAUGUGAGGAGUUACACAUAUACAGGAUACUCUGAGUGUAUAUUUUCAAAUGAAACAGUAUUUGUGUUUUCAAAUAAAUGUGAUUUUUGUCUGAA
Silurus meridionalis is the source of this 10968-nucleotide messenger RNA. RefSeq names its product phosphatidylinositol phosphatase PTPRQ-like. Gene Ontology annotation, biological process: protein dephosphorylation. The transcript is spliced from 57 exons. The record is from RefSeq and is a predicted model, not a curated record. NCBI's taxonomy places the organism in Eukaryota, Metazoa, Chordata, Actinopteri, Siluriformes, Siluridae. Bases 274 to 10143 code for a protein of 3289 amino acids. Gene Ontology annotation, molecular function: protein tyrosine phosphatase activity; protein binding.